GAUCAGUCACCCUGAAACUUUGGGAGCUAGGUCGUUAGCAUUUAUUUGUGUCAAAACAAGGCCAUCAAGUCCAAUCAGAAUCCUUUCGAAGGCUUCAAAGGGAGCUCAAGAGUCCGAGUUUAUUCCGUCAUUGUCCAUAUCUUACAACGCCAUGUCUGGAGACGAAUCCGGGGAUUCCCCUGCGGGUUCGCCCGGUGGGGUGGAUCUGGACUCUUCCAAAGAGUCACUCACUUCCUACAGCAACGAGCGCCGCCGUUCUGAGCGCGUCAAGCGCGAAAAACCAGAUUACUAUGACGCGUUGGAUUUUGAGCACAAACGCACGAAAAGUCCCGGGCGAGGACGGAGAGCCGAAAAGGGCGUGUAUAACACCCCAGGGCGGAGCCCUAAGGUGGAAGGGCGAGGGCGAGGACGGGGUCAUGGGUCCAACUCGCCUUCCUCGUCCUCGGGUCGGGCUCACCUCACGUGGAAGAAAGGCACCGAGGACGACGAGGAUGAUCGCGAGCGACGUCGCCGCAAACGGCCCCGACAUCGCGAGAACGAGAACGAGGACUUCAUGAUGGAAGACUUAACUGCGGAGAAGAUCCUUCAAUGUCGCGUGGGCCUGGCCGAGAUCAACCGAAAACUGGGUGUGGUCAUGGUCCAGCCCAAUUGAAUCAUCCGCUAGUAAUUCCUGCCUUGCGUACUAUUCUUGUAUGUAUGUAAUAAAUCUCUAAUUUUGACUCAA
Messenger RNA from Tigriopus californicus, 724 nucleotides. RefSeq lists its product as uncharacterized. The record is from RefSeq and is a predicted model, not a curated record. The coding region runs from base 152 to 652 and encodes 166 amino acids. NCBI's taxonomy places the organism in Eukaryota, Metazoa, Arthropoda, Copepoda, Harpacticoida, Harpacticidae. The transcript is spliced from 3 exons.